Acanthosepion pharaonis is the source of this 807-nucleotide messenger RNA. The record is from the annotation of a GenBank genome assembly. NCBI's taxonomy places the organism in Eukaryota, Metazoa, Mollusca, Cephalopoda, Sepiida, Sepiidae.
AUGAGGAAUGUCUCUCUCUCUAUCUCUCUCUUUCUCUCUCUCUCUCUCUCUCUCUCUCUAUCUAUCUAUCUAUCUAUCUAUCUCUCCCUUAAAUUCGUCGAUUCCAAAUUUGUCUCGCAAAGUGCAAUGGAAUACCAUUUACUGAGCGCUUCAUUGUUGCAUAAUGAAGAAUUUUUAAUUUCUUAUUUCUUUUUAUUCUUCUUAAUUCUUCUUUUAAUUCUUCUUAAUAUAUUCUUCCUUUUAUUCUUCUUAAUUAUUUCUCCCUUUUUUAUUAUUUUUAAUAUCUUCUUAAUUUCUAUUCUUCCUAAUUUCUUCUUCGUUUUAAUUCUUUUUAAUUUCUUCUUCGGUUUUAUUCUUCUUAAUUUCUUCUUCCUUUUUAUUCUUUUUUUAAUUUAUUUUUCCUUUUUAUUCUUCUUAAUUAUUUCUCCCUUUUUUAUUAUUUUUAAUAUCUUCUUAAUUUCUAUUCUUCUUCAUUUCUUCUUCGUUUUUAUUCUUCUUAAUUUCUUCUUCCUUUUUAUUCUUUUUAAUUUCUUCUUCCUUUUUCUUCUUAAUUUCUUUUUCUUUUUUUUCUUCUUAAUUUCUUCUUCCUUUUUAUUCUGCUUAAUUUAUUCUUCCUUUUUCUUCUUCUUAAUUUCUCCUUUUUUAUUCUGCUUAAUUUCUUCUUCCUUUUUCUUCUUCUCAAUUUCUUUUUCCAUUUUAUUCUUCCUAAUUUAUUCUUCGUUUUUAUUUUUCUUAAUUUUUUCUUCCUUUUUAUUCUUCUUAUUUUUUCUUUUUAUUCUUCUUAUUUCAUUUUUAUAUUCUUCUUAA